Messenger RNA from Oncorhynchus gorbuscha (pink salmon), 1905 nucleotides. RefSeq names its product zinc finger protein 2-like. The transcript has 3 exons. The record is from RefSeq and is a predicted model, not a curated record. Gene Ontology annotation, molecular function: DNA-binding transcription factor activity; RNA polymerase II cis-regulatory region sequence-specific DNA binding. NCBI's taxonomy places the organism in Eukaryota, Metazoa, Chordata, Actinopteri, Salmoniformes, Salmonidae. Bases 52 to 645 code for a protein of 197 amino acids. Gene Ontology annotation, biological process: regulation of transcription by RNA polymerase II.
CAUCCUGAUGCUGACGAGGCAGAGGAGAGUCUCUCCAGAUCAGAACACCAGAUGGACAACGCUAGCCCUUCCUCCCUCCCGGAGUCCCCGUGUCGUGCCUCUCCCGGUAGCACCUUACUGCUGGGUAUGAAGAGGUUGUCUGUGCUGCUGGUGGACUGCAGGAAAACAACGGGGCUGAGUGGAACUGUGAGAAGAGGAGAAGAGAAGAAAGGAUCAGAUUUGACUCAUCAAAGAGAAAGACCAGACUCAGAGGAACCAGAGACGUCCAAAUCGUCAAAACAACACGACUGUUCCCACUGUGGAAAGAGUUUUACAGAGUUAGGCAACAUGAAAAGGCAUGAAAGGACACACACAGUUGAGAAGCCUCAUCAUUGCUCUCACUGUGGGAAGACUUUUACCCAGUUAGGGGGCCUGAAAAUGCAUGAGAGAACACACACAGGUGAGAAGCCUCAUCAAUGCUCUCACUGUGGAAAAACGUUUACUGAGUUAUGGAGCCUGAAAACACAUGAGAGAAUACACACAGGGGAGAAGAUGUACUACUGCUCCCAGUGUGGAAAGAGUUUUACCCGGUCAGGGCACAUGAAAGAACAUAAGAGAAUGCACACAUUGGAGAAGCUUUACCUAAUAAUAAUAUAUGCCAUGUAGCAGACGCUUUUAUCCAAAGCGACUUACAGUCAUGUGUGCAUACAUUCUACGUAUGGGUGGUCCCGGGGAUCGAACCCACUACCCUGGCGUUACAAGCGCCAUGCUCUACCAACUGAGCUACAGAAGGAUCCCAUGUAAAUGGGCUAGGUCUAUAUGUCCAUGUAAAUGGGCUAUGUCUAAAUGUCCAUGUAAAUGGGCUAGGUCUAAAUGUCUGUGUAAAUGGGCUAAGUCUAAAUGUCUGUGUAAAUGGGCUAGGUCUAAAUGUCUGUGUAAAUGGGCUAAGUCUAAAUGUCUGUGUAAAUGGGCUAAGUCUAAAUGUCUGUGUAAAUGGCUAAGUCUUAAUGUCCGUGUAAAUGGGCUAAGUCUUAAUGUCCGUGUAAAUGGGCUAAGUCUAAAUGUCCAUGUAGAAUGGGCUAAGUCUUAAUGUCUGUGUAAAUGGGCUAAGUCUAAAUGUCUGUGUAAAUGGGCUAAGUCUUAAUGUCCGUGUAAAUGGGCUAAGUCUUAAUGUCUGUGUAAAUGGGCUAAGUCUAAAUGUCUGUGUAAAUGGGCUAAGUCUUAAUGUCCGUGUAAAUGGGCUAAGUCUUAAUGUCUGUGUAAAUGGGCUAAGUCUAAAUGUCCAUGUAGAAUGGGCUAAGUCUUAAUGUCGGUGUAAAUGGGCUAAGUGUACUGUAUUUUGUAUGUCGUACUUUGCUCUCAUUUCAGUUCGAUUCCCAACUCAGUAACUCAGAUCAGCUUUAAUAUUGAACAUAGAUUGUAACUCAGACCUUGGGGGAAGUUCUGCUUUAAUAUUGAACAUAGAUUGUAACUCAGACCUUGGGGGAAGUUCUGCUUUAAUAUUAAACAUAGAUUGUAACUCAGACCUUGGGGGAAGUUCUGCUUUAAUAUUGAACAUAGAUUGUUGAUUCCAUCAAUGUAAUUGUCUGCAUCAUUUUUCAAUUUUGUACAUUAACAAAAAUAUAAACACAAAAUGCAUUAAUUUCUAAGAUUUGACUGAUUUACAGAAAAAAGUCAAUUUAAAUAAAUUAUUUAGGCCCUAAUCUAUGGUUUUCACAUGACUGGGAAUAGUGCUAUGCAUCUGUUGGUCAACGAUACCUUAAGAAAAAGGUAGUGGUAUGGAUCAGAAAACCAGUCAGUAUUUGAUGUGGCCACCAUUUGCCUAGAGUUGAUCAGGCUUUUGAUUGUGGCCUGUGGAAUGUUGUCCCACUCCGCUUCAAUGGCUGUGGAAUGUUGUCCCACUCCUCUUCAAUGGCUGUGGAAUGU